AGAAGCGAGCGUUCGUAUUGUGUCGCAGACUAUUUCUAUAUCUUAUUUUUGAAUACAGUUUAAUAUUGAUAAAAGUAGUUUUAAUAUAUCAGAAGUAAGAUUUUUACCAAAAAGAAAAACACUGUGUGCGUGUAAUUACUAGUUAAGUGCCCUUGUAUAAAAUACUUGUUUGUGAUUUGUGCUGUGCUUGUGAUGUCCGGUAGUCUGAUAUGGCUCCAGUAGAGUGUAGAGAAAGAGACGAAAAAAAGAGUUAAGUCAGAAUCCCGUUUUGGCCCCUUUUAAUCCAGAGUUGGAUACACAGGUGCACGCAGAUUACGGAUCGAGGCAGAGGCUUCACAAGUAAGGAAAUGAACGAUUUAUGCAAAUUUGAAAAUAUUAAGCAUAUGCUCAACGCUAUCGCAAGUCCCAGAAGCAAUGGUCAAGUGAAAAGAUUUAACCACACAAUUCUAACUGCCCUUAUGACAAUGGUCGGUGAUGAUCACAGUUCUUGGGAAACAAAAAUUGUCGAGGUACAGCGUGGCAUUAAUAUGUGUUUGAAUUCAAGUACCGGAAAAUCUCCAGCCGAACUUUUGUACGGGUUUUGACCGCGGCUCAAAUACGACAUAGAAUUAACAGAUAUCACAGUAAGCACGAAUAGACUAGAAACUUUACAUAAUAAUCGGGUUAAGGCUUUGGGUAAUAUCGUUAAAACCGCGAGUGCUAUGAAGAAACGCUAUGACAAGAAUCGAUUGGGUGCACGCACAUUUAAAGAUGGCGAUAUGGUUCUAAUAAGAAGAACACCGAUAAUCAAGGGUCUGAGUAGCGGCAAAUUGGUUCAACGAUACAUUGGUCCUGUACACAAGUGACAGCAGUUCUGCCCAAUGAUCGCUAUCACGUGCAAUCAACGUCCAAGGAUCGUAGGCGAUUCUAAGGUGUGGUAGCGAGCGACAGAAUGAAACUUUACAAAGUCUGAAGAUGAUAAAUCGUGUCUCUGCAAGCGGUCCUGAGGCAGGCCCGUGUCAGGAUGGCCGAAUUAUUAGGAAUUUCGCACAGUCCGGCGAAAUCCAAGUUAUUUACGGCGCUGGUAAUAAAGCGGACGCUUGUAGGAACCCAAAUAAACAAAACCGAAGUCAGUGAAAUUCUAGAUGUGCUCUAAUAAAGAAGCGAGAGUUCGUAUUGUGUCGCAGACUAUUUCUAUACGUUUUGUAAUUUAUAUCUUAUUUUUGAAUACAGUUUAAUAUUGAUAAAAGUAGGUUUAAUAAUAUACUAAAUAUUGAAAACGAGAAAAAGCUUAAAAAGCCAAUCCAAACCGACCAUAGUAAUUGAUCAGUAAUAGCAGCCAUCGCGGUCGUACAACUUCGUCCUCUUCAAAAGCUGCUUUACAGAAAAUGCAGAUAAGGUUUGGGAUCUUAACUGUCAGCACUACGUGCUCAGCGGAUCCAGACAAGGAUAAAGCGGGGCCAGCACUGGAAAACGAGAUUUUGCGCGCAUUUCCCGAUUCAAAGGUGACCUUUAAACGUAUCGUAACCGACAACAAGGACAACAUUAUUGAGGUUUUAUAUAGCGUUGCAAAUGACCGGCUAUGCGACGUCCUGUUUACUGCUGGCGGAACAGGAUUUGCGGCCAGCGACGUUACCCCCGAGGCGACGAGGGCUGUAAUUGAAAAGGAGGCCACAGGGAUCACUUAUGUUUUGCUUUCAAAGAGCUUAGCUGUUACCGAAAUGGCUAUGCUCUCGCGCCUAACCAGCGGGAUUAAAGAGAAAACUUUAAUAAUAAAUUUCCCCGGAAGUACGAAGGCGUCGGUGGAAUGUUUUGGAUUUAUAAAAGCAUGUCUUCCGCAUGCAGUGGCUCUAUUACAAGAACGGGACAGCGAGGUCAAAGCAGAACAUAUGAGGAUCCAAGGAGAAAAUCCCAGUGCAGAAAGUAAGGUAAAAAUACAAACUGGAGCAUCACGUAUGCGCAAGUCCCCCUAUCCUUUAUUAGAAGUCGAAGAAGCAUUUGCUUUGGUACUUAAAACCGUUAUACCCCGAAACGAAAUAGAGGAAAUACCUAUUGAAGAUGCUCUGGAUAGGAUCUUAGCAGAAUCUAUUAAAGCUUCAAGACCUAUUCCGCCCUUUCCAGCUUCCAUGAAAGAUGGAUAUGCUUGCAGGGCUGCUGAUGGAGGUGGCAUGAAGUUGGUUAGAUCUUCUGCUGCUGCCGGAGAUGUUCCUUGUGUGGAGCCUCUUCGACCAGGAGAAGUUAUCAGGAUAUCAACGGGAGCGGCGAUCCCAGCAGGCGCAGAUGCAGUAGUUCAAGUUGAAGACACUACUUUGGUUGCAGUUACCGAAAAUGGUGAAGAUGAAACUUCUAUUAAUGUUAAUGUUACUCCUAAAGUUGGACAAGAUAUAAGGCAAAUUGGUAGUGAUGUCCAAGCAGAUGCUUUGGUCUUACAGAAAUGCACUCGAAUUACCCCAGCCUACAUUGGAGUUCUGGCAAUGCUCGGAUUAAAUAAAGUUAAGGUCAACAGGCGACCCCAAAUCGGAAUUAUCUCGACGGGAAAUGAGCUUGUUCCACCGAAAGGCCCUUUACAGCCGGGACUCAUUUACGACAGUAAUAAAGUAACUCUUUUAACUUUAUUAAAAAAAUAUGGGUACGAGGCUAAAGACUGCGGAAUUGCGCGAGAUACACCAAACAGCGUAAAAUCUAUUCUGGAACGUGCGUUCGACUGCAACGACUUUAUUGUCUCCUCAGGUGGAGUAUCAAUGAGCGAAUACGACCUCUUAAAGCAAGUUCUCGUAGAGGAUUUUAAUGCCAUUAUACACUUUGGCCGUGUCAAUAUGAAACCAGGGAAACCAACAGUAUUUGCCACACUAACCUACAAAGAGAAAAUGAAAGUCAUAUUUGCGUUGCCAGGAAAUCCAGUUUCCUGCUGCGUCACCAGCAUACUUUUUGUUAUCCCAACUCUAAGGCACCUGGAAAAUUAUAAGGCUUUCAGCGAAUGGCCUAAGAUCAAGAUAUUAUUGGAACAGGAUGUAAAUAACAACGAUCCACGACCUGAAUACGUACGUCUGAAAGUCUCCAGAAAUUGUGAAAAUAAGCUAAUUGGGGUUUCCACAGGGAAUCAAAUUAGUAGCAGACUUAACAGCAUGGUGGAUGCUAACGCUCUAAUGGUAGUUCCUGGAAAAACAGUUAUUCAAAAGGGAGAAGUCGUGACUUGUACUUUGUUUGAUCAAAUAGCUUAAUUUCUUUAUUUUUCAUUUGUAAUGAUUUGCCUCGAAUUGAAUAUAUACCAAUUUAUAUAUUUUUUGGAAUAAAUGUGUGUUUUUUGUUA
This is a messenger RNA of Anthonomus grandis grandis, 3289 nucleotides long. RefSeq names its product gephyrin (gene cin). NCBI's taxonomy places the organism in Eukaryota, Metazoa, Arthropoda, Insecta, Coleoptera, Curculionidae. Gene Ontology annotation, biological process: gamma-aminobutyric acid receptor clustering; Mo-molybdopterin cofactor biosynthetic process; glycine receptor clustering. Gene Ontology annotation, molecular function: molybdopterin molybdotransferase activity. The coding region runs from base 1368 to 3200 and encodes 610 amino acids. The transcript is spliced from 13 exons. The record is from RefSeq and is a predicted model, not a curated record. Gene Ontology annotation, cellular component: dendrite; cytosol; postsynaptic membrane.